GACGAGGACGAGGACGAGGAGAUGAAGAAGGAGCUCGUCAACUACCUCAUCAAGUUCCAGAAGAAGCACAAGGAGCUGCACGUCGACCACUCGAGCGACGAGACAGACCCGGAUGGCUUCGCGCGCUGGAAAAACCGCGCAGACGUGGCGCGCGACGACGGCGACGUGGAGGCCGGCGGGGACCUUGACGUCGACGUCGACGCCGCCCUGGAGCCGCCGUCGCGGACCACCCUCCAGGAGGCGGCCACGCUGGCCAAGGAGCUGGGCGUGGCCUAG
Molecule: messenger RNA, 276 nt
Organism: Thrips palmi
Lineage: Eukaryota; Metazoa; Arthropoda; Insecta; Thysanoptera; Thripidae
Exons: 1
Source: RefSeq, a predicted model, not a curated record